GCUGUCCCUUUCUUCCAGAGGGGCAGAGAGAGCGCGAGAAAUAAGCGGAAGAACGAGCGAGGGGAGAGUGAGAACGAAUCAGAGGUUCGAUCUUUGUGAUCUUUUUCCCAGAUUAUUGCUCUGAAUUUGUGUGGAUUUGGCUCAAAUCUGCUCUCCGAUUCGCUGUGACGCGUUGAGGGAGGAAAUGCGGGGGAUUACAGGUGCCGGUUGAUCUCUUCCUCCUCCUUUUUUCAUAAAAAGUCGCUCAUUUUGGACCUCUCCAUCGAUUCUGGAAUCGAUUACUAGGCCUCAGAGGCUAAUCCAAUAAUGAUGGUUUUAUCUGCCGCAAUUUCGAGGCCCAUGGGGUCCUUCGCGGUUUCUUUUCUCGCGGCCUGAAUUGCCCGGGGCGGUUGGAGGGAUUCCGGCUGAGAGUUAACCGUCGAAUUCGAUUAUUUGGUGUUUUUUGUAGGAAGAACGGUUGUAACUUGAGCAGGAAUUUGAUUCUGAUCGCCUUGUUGUUUGUUUUGAUGGUUUCUGAGGAAAAAACUGUUUGUUUGGGAUGUGUCAGCAUUUGUCUGAUUAUUGUAUUACUAGGGUUUGAGAUGGGAAAUAGAACCGGUGACCAGUUUUGAUUAUGUUUUUCUUCUUUUGAAGGAGUAAUUUCAUGCUGGUGGUUGAAUUAGAGGCGAUUUAAGAAUUCCGUGGCCCAACAUUUCCUGUGGAAGUGCCUUCAGGGCAGUCAAAUUCCCUGGAAUCAAGGUUUUCGAUUCAUAUGGAGCUAGGAUUUGAAUCUGGAUUACCUUGAAUGGUAAAAAUGUCGGGGAUAUUUGGGAUAGUUGAGAUUGCCUGUUUGUUGCAAUUGUAUGGGAAGUCUGUCAUAUUCUGUUAAGAUUGGUUGGAUCUGAGUUUUGAUUGAUGUCUGUUAUAAGCUUAACAGGAAGGUUUCAAAGUUAUUAUUUUUUGUAUGUUUCAAUUGAAUUGCUGGUUGUUUAUUUGAGAGAAUCAGUUGGUUCAUGGAAUUUCAAGAUAGGAUUCCUAAGGAUUCCAUAAGAAGUUAAGAUUAUUCUGCACUAGUAUUUGAUCAUCCAAUUGGCCACACACUUUUUGAAAGGUUCUGAAGAAGGAAUAAUACAGAUUCUGCUUGGUCGUAUCUCGAGAGGAAGCUGAAUUGUAUCAUUGUUGUUGUUGUUGUUUUUGUUUUCAAUUGAGUUGGGUGUGGAGGGUGAAAAUAGCAAAUUCUGCCAUUUGGUUUUUUUUGGCAUCAGAUGAAUAUUUCAGUAUGACUUGGAUUUGGAGGGUCCAUCAUCGAUGGAAACCUCUGAUAAGGCAUUCUCUGAGAUAGUUGGCAUCCUGAGGUCCUUGAUCCCUCGACGGUCUGAGCCUGCAAAUGUAUCAAGGGACUUUUGGAUGCCCGACCAUAGCUGUAGGGUUUGUUAUGAGUGUGAUUCACAAUUCACAAUAUUCAACCGCAGACACCAUUGCCGUCUUUGUGGGCGUAUUUUUUGUGGAAGGUGCACUGCAAAUUCGGUCCCUGUUUUGUCUGAUGACCCAAAGAGUCGCCGAGAAGGGGGGGAGCGGAUCCGGGUUUGUAACUUUUGUUUUAAACAGUGGGAGCAGGAAGUAGCAGUUGCUGAUAAUGGGGUUCAAGCAUAUGGUCCAAUCAUUAGUCCUUCACUUUCAACAACCAGUUUGGUUAGUACCAAGUCCAGUGGGACUGUUAACAGCACAGCCACAACCAUCUGUUCCUACUCAACUGGACCUUAUCAGCAUGUUCCAUAUGGUUCUGGCCCUAGUCCUGGCCAUUCUGCAAACGUUGAAACCUUUGCAGAUAAUCAGGAUUCUCUAAUAUAUGGAAGGGGCAUGGACAUCAGAGAUCCAUCUCCACCCAGUCAAUUAAGUUAUUCUAUGAACAGGAGUGGUGACAGUGAUGAUGUGUAUGGUUUAUGCCCUUCUAAUUUGGAAGCACAAAGUUUUCAGCAUUCUGAUGACUUCUAUGGCCAAGUUGAGUUUGAUGAGGUUGACCAGGAUUUCCAUUCAAAUGAACUGCAUCCUGCUGGAGAAAAUAUUGAUGCCAAGGAGAUCUGCUCCCCACUUCAUGACAACACAGAAUUUCAUGCAGGCUUAGAUGUUGAUAAGAUGGAGGAAGAAGCUGAACCUGAUAAUAGCUAUGAAUGUGAUGCUGCUUCCAUCUAUGGAAUGGAAAAUGCAGAUGCAGAGCCUGUGGACUUUGAGAACAAUGGACUACUUUGGCUUCCUCCUGACCCAGAAGAUGAAGAAGAUGACAAAGAGGCUGUUCUAUAUGAUGAUGACGAUGAAGAUGCUUCCGGAGAGUGGGGAUAUCUUCGCUCAUCAAAUAGCUUUAGCAGUGGUGAGUACCGGAGCAGAGAUCGGUCGAGUGAAGAGCAUAAGAAGGCAAUGAAAAAUGUGGUCGAUGGACAUUUUAGGGCUUUGAUAUCUCAACUACUGCAGGUUGAAAAUCUUCCUGUGGGGGAGGAAAAUGAUAAGGGAAGUUGGUUGGAAAUAAUUACAUCUUUAUCAUGGGAAGCAGCUACUUUCCUUAAGCCAGACACUAGCAAGGGAGGAGGAAUGGAUCCGGGUGGGUACGUGAAGGUUAAGUGCUUAGCCUGUGGAAAUCGUAGUGAAAGCAUGGUUGUAAAAGGAGUUGUAUGUAAGAAGAAUGUGGCACACCGGCGCAUGACAUCCAAAAUAGAAAAACCUCGUUUUCUAAUUCUUGGAGGGGCUCUUGAGUACCAGCGAGUAACAAAUCUGCUGUCUAGUUUUGAUACUUUGCUGCAGCAGGAAAUGGAUCACUUGAAAAUGGCAGUUGCAAAGAUUGGUGCUCACCACCCCAAUGUCCUUCUGGUGGAGAAAUCAGUGUCUCGGUUUGCCCAAGAUUAUCUUUUAGCAAAGAACAUUUCGCUUGUUUUGAAUAUCAAGAGGCCCCUCUUGGAGCGUAUGGCCCGCUGCACUGGUGCACAGAUAGUACCUUCUAUUGACCAUCUGUCAUCUCAGAAACUGGGGUACUGUGAUUUAUUUCAUGUGGAAAAGUUUGUUGAAGAACAUGGUGGUGCAGGGCAGGGUGGGAAAAAAAUGAUGAAGACUUUGAUGUUUUUUGAAGGGUGCCCGAAGCCCUUGGGUUGCACUAUUUUGCUUAAAGGUGCCAAUACUGAUGAGUUGAAGAAAGUGAAACAUGUGGUCCAGUAUGGAGUUUUUGCAGCCUACCACUUGGCUUUAGAAACAUCUUUUCUUGCAGAUGAAGGUGCCUCUCUACCAGAACUCCCCUUGAAGUCUCCAAUUACUGUCGCACUGCCUGAUAAACCUUCUAGCAUCGACAGAUCCAUUUCCAUAAUACCUGGCUUCACAGCCUCUGCUGCUGGCAAGCCCCAACUUGGUAGUGAUGCUCAAAGACCCCAUACAUCAGAUCCAUCUCUAGAAUUACUGAAUUCUGAAAAAAUGGUAAAGGUGGCAUCAUUAUAUUCCUCUGAAAGCACAAACCCUCAAAUGGCAGAUUCCGCCUCUUCAUGUAGCUUAUUAUCUAUUGAUACUCAAGGGUUUUCUGUGGAGAACAACCAGGCUGAGCAAGUUGUGGAACCAACAAGCAGGCCAUCUGUAUCUUCUUUAUCUACUUCUGGUGUAGUCUCAAAUUUUUCACCUGGACAUGAUGCCAUGAAAGAGAAAAAUAAGGUUUGCUUUGGAGAAUGUGACAAUGCUGAAACAUUUGGACCUGAUGACCCUGCAAUUGAGCAUGACUCUGUUGUCCCAGGCAGCUGUAAUGAUAGUUUGGAGACCUCAGAAAGGUCUGGUGUAAUGGCAGAUACUGAAAUCAAAAGCAGUAAUAUGGUAGAAAAGCAAGCUGGCUCCUUCAGUUUGGCAACUUUAUGUCAAGAUAUUGACCAGAGGCCUGACAACACAUCGAUAAAGGAAGAAUUCCCACCUUCUCCUUCUGAUCAUCAGAGCAUUUUGGUUUCUCUGUCAACCCGUUGCGUGUGGAAAGGAACUGUUUGUGAGCGCUCACAUCUCUUUCGUAUCAAGUACUAUGGCAACUUUGACAAACCUUUAGGCAGAUAUUUACGUGACCAUCUUUUUGACCAGAGUUAUAGGUGCCAUUCUUGUGAUAUGCCUUCAGAAGCUCAUGUUCAUUGUUACACGCAUCACCAGGGCAGUCUGACUAUAUCUGUUAGAAAGCUUCCAGAGAUUCUUUUGAAAGGAGAACGAGAUGGCAAGAUCUGGAUGUGGCAUAGGUGCUUACGGUGUCCUCGUAACAGUGGAUUCCCUCCAGCAACCCGUAGAGUUGUGAUGUCUGAUGCUGCUUGGGGUUUAUCUUUGGGUAAAUUCUUGGAGCUUAGCUUUUCAAAUCAUGCUGCUGCAAGUAGGGUAGCUAGCUGUGGCCAUUCUCUUCACAGAGACUGCCUCCGAUUUUAUGGGUUUGGAAAAAUGGUUGCUUGCUUCCGUUAUGCAUCAAUUGAUGUUCACUCUGUAUACCUGCCUCCUCCCAAGCUUGAUUUCAAUUAUAUGCAUCAGGAGUGGAUACAGAAGGAGGCGAAUGAGGUGGCUGAUGGGGCAGAACUUUUGUUCAAUGAAAUUUUAAAUGCUUUACACCAAAUUGCUGAGAAAAAGCUCAUUAAUGGUAGCAUGAAAGUACCAGAAUUAAGGCAUCACAUUGUUGAACUUGAAGGAAUUCUGGAGAAGGAGAAGGCUGAAUUUGAGGAUUGCCUGCAUAGAGUACUGAAAAAGGAGGCGAGGAAGGGGCAACCAGUCUUUGAUAUUCUUGAGGUUAAUAAGCUAAAGAGGCAGUUGAUCUUUUAUUCAUAUUUAUGGGAUCAAAUGUUGAUAUUUGCUGCUGGAUCAGAUAAUGAUGAAGUUCUUAACAGUUUCAUUAUGAGAGAUAAGGAGAAGCUGACAGAUCUGAAUCUAGGACUGAAGCCACAAAAAGACUUUAAUAGUUCGGAGACUUCACCUGGAAAUUUCACAAACAAUGAAUUCCUUCAUGGGAGCACAAAUGCAGUUAACCAUCAGGAGGAUAUCAAUGAUCAUCAUACUCAUUAUUCCAGUCAUCAAAAAAGAUGUAUAGAAGUCGAUUCUUUUCAAGGGAAACAAAUCAAAACCCUUCGUUCUACCAGCACAGGUGCAAGCGAACAAUCAGUUCUUUUAGAAACUGGUCUUAUUGGCCGUCGAACCCUCUCUGAUGGGCAGUUUCCAGUUAUGUUAAAUUUAUCAGACACUUUUGAUGCAAAGUGGACAGGAGAAAAUGGUCCUUUCCUUUUUGAUUCAAGCUUGUUGGAUCCAUCAAAUUCUUUUGAAGCAGCAGGUGCAGCAUCAGUUUCGAAGGAUUCCGAUGAACGAAGUGGAGCUGAAAUUACUCAAUCCUUAGCCUCUGCAUUGCUCACCAAGUUGGGAGACAGUGCUGAGGACUUCUCAAUCUGGAUCAGAAUGCCUUUUCUGAACUUCUAUCGUCCUUUUAACAGGAAUUUGGGAAGCACUCCAAGAUUUAAUGCUCUCAAUGAGUAUAACUCUGUCUAUGUUCCUUUGUUCCGAGAGUUAGAGUGUCAGGGUGGGGCAAGGUUUCUUCUUCCUGUUGGAGUCAAUGACACAGUCAUCCCAAUUUAUGAUGAUGAACCAACCAGUAUUAUUUCUUAUGCACUUGUCUCACUUGAAUAUCAUAUUCAGAUUUCAGAUGAGUGGGAGAGAACAAGAGAUGGUGCAGAAACUUCACCUUUGUUGCCACCCUAUGAUGCAGGAAAUCUUCACCUAUCUCGGUCAUUUGAUGAAACUACUUCCGAUCCUUAUAAAAGUUUUGGAUCAGUUGAUGAUGGCAUUUUGUCUUUGUCUGGGAGCAGGGGCUCUGUAGUUUUGGAUCCACUUAUCUAUACAAAAGGAAUGCAUGUCAAAGUUUCUUUUGCAGAUGAAGGCCCACUUGGAAAAGUGAAAUAUACCGUCACCUGUUAUUAUGCAAAACAUUUUGAUGCUUUAAGGAGAACUUGCUGCCCAUCAGAGUUUGAUUUCAUAAGGUCUCUCAGUCGCUGUAAAAAAUGGGGAGCGCAGGGUGGCAAGAGCAAUGUCUUUUUCGCAAAAUCAUUGGAUGAUAGGUUCAUUAUAAAACAAGUUACAAAAACUGAACUAGAGUCAUUUAUCAAGUUUGCUCCAGAGUAUUUUAAAUACCUCUCAGAGUCAAUAGGCACUAGAAGCCCCACAUGCUUGGCUAAGAUUCUUGGUAUUUAUCAGGUUACAUCCAGGAACCUGAAGGGUGGAAAGGAACUGAGGAUGGAUGUGCUGGUUAUGGAGAAUCUUUUGUUUGGGCGGAAUUUGACAAGGUUGUAUGACUUAAAGGGAUCUUCAAGGUCACGAUAUAAUCCAGAUUCAAGUGGUAACAAUAAAGUACUUCUUGAUCAAAACUUAAUCGAGUCAAUGCCGACUUCUCCAAUUUUUGUGGGGAACAAGGCAAAGCGGCUAUUGGAAAGAGCUGUUUGGAAUGAUACUUCCUUCCUCGCGUCUAUAGAUGUAAUGGAUUACUCUUUACUGGUUGGAGUGGACGAGGAGAAGCAUGAACUGGUACUGGGAAUCAUAGAUUUCAUGAGGCAGUAUACAUGGGACAAACACUUAGAGACAUGGGUAAAAGCUUCUGGAAUUUUGGGUGGGCCGAAGAAUGUGUCUCCAACGGUGGUUUCACCAAAGCAAUACAAAAAGCGUUUCAGAAAGGCCAUGUCUGCAUAUUUUCUUGUGGUCCCAGAUCAGUGGUCACCUCCUACAAUUGUCCCCAACAAUUCACAGACUGAUGCCUGUCAAGAUAAUCAGGAGGAUGGUUGAUUCAAAACAUAAGAUGGUUUCUGUAAAUUUCAAGAUAUCAUAACAAGAUGGAGGUGUGCUUGAAGCAAAAUGGAGUAAUGCACUAUUAGCUCGAAGAACAAUUGGAGCCAAUAGAGAUUGUCUGACCAUGUGCAGUGAUAUAAAUUUAUGACCUUGGUUAUGAGUCCAUGUUCUAAUUAGAGGUAGAGAAAGCUAUACAUGAGCAGAGAGGAGUUUGAAGCUGCACAAAUUUAUAAUGGGAAGGCAGAUGAAUGAAAAAUGCAAAGUGAUUAUGAUUUUAAUUAUGUUAUUAUUUUUUUUAUGGGUAUUAAGUUCCUGUAAUUUUGGCUGAUCACGGAUAAUUCUGUUCAGUUGUUGAGUAUAAACACCUACAUGUGAUGCUGUAAUGGUAAAACCAUUGUAACAUACAUAGAUCAAGGGAGACAUGGGUUCGAUGUAUUGCAAUCUAGGAUUAGUGUGGGUAGGUUCCAAAUGAACCAUGCCACUCAUGGACAUCUCUUUGCUUGUCAGCUAAUUUAAGCUUAUUUAUUUUGGAAAA
Elaeis guineensis (African oil palm) is the source of this 7321-nucleotide messenger RNA. Its product is annotated as 1-phosphatidylinositol-3-phosphate 5-kinase FAB1B. Lineage: Eukaryota; Viridiplantae; Streptophyta; Magnoliopsida; Arecales; Arecaceae. Gene Ontology annotation, cellular component: endosome membrane. The record is from RefSeq and is a predicted model, not a curated record. Gene Ontology annotation, biological process: phosphatidylinositol phosphate biosynthetic process. Gene Ontology annotation, molecular function: ATP binding; metal ion binding; 1-phosphatidylinositol-3-phosphate 5-kinase activity.